AAACAAACAAAAAUGAAAAAGAAAUCCCGCUUUUAUUACAAUUUCUACAUAUUCGGUGGCUCCUCCAUCUUUCCCAUAAGCUCUUUUUCUCUCUCUAAAACGUUCUCUACUCUCUCUACUCCCCUGCUGCCAUGUCUUUCCGAGGAGGGGCAAAUGCUUCAUCUGGCAUGGGCGUUGCUGAUCACAGCAAAAGCACAUACAUGGAAUUGCAAAGGAAGAAAGUGUAUCGGUAUGUGAUCUUUAAGAUUGAUGAGAAGAAAAAGGAGGUCAUUGUUGAAAAGACUGGCAGUCCAGCUGAGGGCUAUGAUGAUUUCACUGCAUCGCUCCCUGAGAAUGAUUGUCGAUAUGCAGUUUAUGACUUUGAUUACGUCACUUCUGAGAACUGCCAAAAAAGCAAGAUCUUUUUUAUAGCAUGGUAUCGCUUACUCUUUUCAUCCUCGUUUAUUUCAUAGGUCUUUGAGGUUAUUACAUUUGUAACCUCCUCCAUCCCUUCCUCGGUCAUGCAUUUUUUUAUGUAAUUAUAUUUGAUAGUAUGCUCUUGGCUGGUUAAACUGCACUUGUUCAACAGCCUUUGUUUCCCAUACAUCGUUCUUUUUUGCUUUUACCAUUAUAGAUUAAGUGAUAAGGAGGACACAAACACUUCUAUUUUAUCCAUGCUAAUUUUGGUCUGUUUUGCAUAACAAUUUCGACUUCUUGCUGAAGCUGAUGUGUUCCAUGAGUAGUUAUCAUUGUUUCACCACUAUCCAAGAUGAGUCCCAGUAAUUUGUUGCGUAUUUUUAUCUACAUUUUUAGCAUGUUUGGCUUAUAAAGUGCUUAUAAGCACAUAAGUUUAGCCAAUCAUGCUCUGUCAAAUCAUUCGACAAAUUUUAGAGCCUACUCAGACGGAAUACCUUUUGACUUUCUAUAUAGUGCUUCUCUCUCCUUCCUGUGAUCACAUGAAUUAUUUCACUUGUCCCUCACCUAACCCAUGCACCAAACUGCCUUCCGAAAUAAAAAAAAAAAAAGGUUGAACCCCAACCGAAAUAAAAUGACAGGGGAAGGGGGAUAUAGAGAAAGUUGUAUACUAAGGCCACAUAACAUCUAAUAUUAAAUAAUAGGAUUUACGUUAUUCAAUAUAUUCUCAUAACCCAUAGAGUGAAGAUGCUAAAAAGUAGACGUUGUACUGGUUUACGAUAAAUUGAUAGAAGCAUGACAUAAGGAAAGUUUUUAUAAUAAGACAAUAUAAUAUUAUAGUAGGCUUAGACAAUUCAUUUUAUUCAUCAUAAAAUGAAGAUGCUAACAAGAAGACGUAGCAAAAUUUUGUUAUAACUUGAUAGAAGCACGACUUGGGAUAUGUUUAGCGUAGACGUAAAGAGUGUUGUGUGAUUUAAGGAAACAAGUUAGAAGAAAGAGUGAUAGAAACUAGCAUGGCCUAUCGUCGUGUUAUUGAUCUAAAUGCUUUGGAUCUUCUAAUAAAUCUUUGAAUAGAAUGACAGAAAUGGAUUCAUGGACCAACCUCGAAAGUUAUUGAGAACAUGACUCAGUAUUUUUUUCUUUUUUCUUUUUUUUUUUUUGUGGGGGAAG
Molecule: messenger RNA, 1563 nt
Organism: Olea europaea var. sylvestris
Lineage: Eukaryota; Viridiplantae; Streptophyta; Magnoliopsida; Lamiales; Oleaceae
Product: actin-depolymerizing factor-like
Exons: 2
Coding region: 132-452 (106 amino acids)
Biological process (GO): actin filament depolymerization
Cellular component (GO): cytoplasm; actin cytoskeleton
Molecular function (GO): actin filament binding
Source: RefSeq, a predicted model, not a curated record